AAUAUCGCAUUUAUAUACCUUUCAACCACUAAAACCAUGCAUGCAUCUAAAACUUCGUGGGUCUUGGCUAAGAGUGUGAUGCAUAUACAUAUUAUGUAAGAAAAUCAUCUACUUUCAGCAUAGAGAGCCACACUAAAUAUCUUGAGUCGACAUAUGAUGGCCAUGAUCGAAUGCAUUGCUGCAUUUGCAGUCCUUCUCUUCUUCAUUUUCAUCCACAUUUGGAGACGCAAUCGAGGUGUUCUACUUCCAAAUUGGCCAAUACUUGGUAUGCUACCAGCAAUAUGGCGUAAUAUGUCAGAUUUCAAUAAUUUUGCAACUCUGAUCUUGAAAGAUAAUGGAGGCACUGCAAGGUUUCAAGGACCAUGGCUCACAGACACAAACUUUAUCUUCACCAGCGAUCCCAUGAAUGUCAACCACAUCACAAGCAAGAAUUUUGGCAACUACGGGAAAGGACCCAAUUUCCAUGACAUCUUUGAAAUUCUUGGAAUUGGUAUUGUUAAUUCAGAUUCUCAUGAUUGGAAACAGCAGAGGGCAAUGCUUCACUCAAUGUUCCAAAAGAAAAGCUUUGAGAUCUUGCUUCAACAAACCAUUGAGAAGAAGGUGCAGAAUUGCUUACUACCAAUUCUAACUCAAAUAUCCAAAGUAGGAGCCACUGUAGACUUGCAAGAUAUCUUUGAGAGGUUCACCUUUGACACCACCAGCACCACUCUAUUUGGAUUUGAUCCUCAUUGCCUCCCUAGCAGGUUCGAUGAGCUCUCAGAGAUUGCUUGUGAAAAAUCUUUGCCUAUUCUGGAAGAUGCAAUAUUCUUCAGGCACCUCACUCCAACAUUUAUAUGGAAGCUGCAAAAAUGGCUACAAAUUGGUGUAGAGAGAAAUUUCAAUGUAGCUCAAAAAAAAUUUGACCAAUUCUUGCAUCAAUGUGUAGCGUAUUCCAAACGUGAAGAUCAGCAGAGUGAAGGAGUAGUGGAGGAAUCAAACUUUCACUUGCUAAAAUCUCUAAUGAAGGAAGGAAGUGGAAAUGGGAAAGUGAUGAGUGACAAGUUUCUUAAAGACACUGCUUUCAACCUCUUGGCUGCAGGAAAUGGCACAAUCGCUGCAGGUCUCAGUUGGCUAUUCUGGCUUGUCUCAACUCAUCCAAUUGUGGAAGGUAAAAUUAUUCAAGAGAUCAAAGAUAAUUGUCUAAUCCAAGAAGGUAAUUUUCUCGAUCUUGAUAAGCUAGUUUACCUCCAUGGAGCUGUAUGUGAAGCCUUGAGGCUUUUUCCUCCUAUACCUUUUGAGCACAAGUGUGCCGUCAAUCAUGACACGCUCCCAAGUGGACACCAAGUUAGUGCAAAUAUGAAGAUAUUGUACUUGUUGUAUCCAAUGGCAAGGAUGGAACAUAUAUGGGGAGAUGACUGCUUGGAAUUUAAGCCUGAGAGAUGGAUAUCUGAUAAUGGUCGCAAUAUACACAUGCCAUCUUACAAGUUCAUAACUUUCAAUGGAGGACCUAGAAGUUGUUUGGGAAAGGGCUUUAGUUUCAUUAUGUUGAAGAUGGUUGCAGCUGCUAUAAUACCCAAAUUUCACAUACAAGUCAUUGAAGGUCAUCCUAUAACCCCGAGGCUUUCUGUAGUUAUGGGCAUGAAAUAUGGAUUGAAGGUCCAACUUACUAAAAGAUGCAUUUGAUUGAAGCUUCAAGCUUUGUGAUUUUCCAAAAGAUUUGUGUUGUAUGUUGUGAUCUCUCUUGAAGUGUACCUUUGAAAUUCCAAGUUAAUUACUUGAAUAUGUCUUUUGAAGUGUGUUCUGUUGUAUGUCUUUUGAUUAGGUGUGUGUCUGCAGUUUCUAAAUUAUGGAGCUUUGUUUUUUAUUUUCAAGCGUAUUUAAAUUCAAGUAACAUCAAUAAAAGAUUUACUCUUUU
Molecule: messenger RNA, 1894 nt
Organism: Lotus japonicus
Lineage: Eukaryota; Viridiplantae; Streptophyta; Magnoliopsida; Fabales; Fabaceae
Product: alkane hydroxylase MAH1-like
Exons: 1
Coding region: 154-1662 (502 amino acids)
Molecular function (GO): iron ion binding; oxidoreductase activity, acting on paired donors, with incorporation or reduction of molecular oxygen; monooxygenase activity
Source: RefSeq, a predicted model, not a curated record